Messenger RNA from Geosmithia morbida, 2199 nucleotides. RefSeq names its product phosphatidylinositol N-acetylglucosaminyltransferase subunit Q. Gene Ontology annotation, biological process: GPI anchor biosynthetic process. The record is from RefSeq and is a predicted model, not a curated record. Gene Ontology annotation, cellular component: endoplasmic reticulum; membrane. NCBI's taxonomy places the organism in Eukaryota, Fungi, Ascomycota, Sordariomycetes, Hypocreales, Bionectriaceae. The transcript is spliced from 4 exons. Bases 1 to 2199 code for a protein of 732 amino acids.
AUGGUAGAACAUGAUGGGCUUAUGAGAGUGUUCUGGCCGACAGACGUCGCCCACUCCAAUCGGCCUGGCGUCGUCGUCGGCUGGAGAAACUCAACUCUGGACGUUCUCGUUGUCGCUAUCCUCGAUGAUGUCGACGCCCUCAACGUCGAGUACCACCUUAAGGCUGGAACAUUCUUUCUGGCCUGUCCAUACACACCCGCCCAAGCGUUCGACCUCUGUGGCCACUCGUCGAUGCACAUCCUCGGUGUCACCAACGCCCUCGAUUCCACAACCCUCGACCCAUCGUGGGUCUGUGCCACCACCGGUCCGGCACUGCGCACACCGCGAAUCACCUGCGCCAAGGCCUCGAGCGUGCAGCUGAUCCUCUACGACCGACCGAAGCCUCAAGGCAUGCAAUACAUAUCCCUCAACCCCAUUGCCUUGGCCCUUGAUGACCACGAUCCCGCUUUUUCUCACGUCAAGCCCGACGACGUCGAGAGUAUCGAGGCCAAAAAGGAGCGGAAAGACAACGAGGCUCGUCGCGACCUGGUCCAGAAGCUGAAGCAGCACACCAUCCAGAAAAGGGUGCCGUCGGCGCGUGACCGGGCACUGCCUAAGAUUGUCAACCAGGUCAACUGGUCUUGGGAGCUUGAGCAGACAUUGCAGAAGAAUGUCGGACGCCUGGGCCCCAGGCCGAAGCGCGGGCUUAGUGUGUCUGAGCGCGUUGCCGAGUCGGCCGCCACCAUGCGCAACUACGUUCUCAUGUCUCUGCUCGACUUCUUCACCUUCUACCUGUUCCCCACUAUCCGCCGAGCGUUCAUCCUCCUACUGCUAGCCCACCGCCUGCUCGCCGAGGGGCUGCUCUUCUUGCUCGAGUUUCGCGUGCGACCUGGGUAUGCGGCUCUCAAGGACGUGUCGGCCACAGCUCAACAGAUUGAGAUACGCCUACAACAGUUUUGCUACUGGCCCAUGCAGUAUGUGACUCUGCGCAAGUGGAAUAGCACCUGGGCCAGCAUCAACACCAGCCACGCCGACUACAUCCGCUUCUACAACAGCCUCUGGCUCGUCGCCAACGACGUCAUCAUCGGCCUAGCCCUCGGCUCAUUCAUAAUCGACAAUGCCGACUGGGUUGCCGAGCGGAUAAACGCGCUCCUGCGCACGUACACGGUCGAAGCCCUGCAGAGGAGCAUAUCGUGGCUCAUGGGCUGGCCAGCUGGUCUGAAGCUGAAUGGAGAGCUGGCCGCCUUUCUGGGUGACUUGUUUCUCUGGGUCAUAGAGUAUUGGUCGAAUUGUGUCGAUGCCUUGGCGCCGGCCUUGCCUAGGGUUGUCUGGGUGGUUGGUUUCUCGUCUUUUGCGGGGGCCAGCAUGCCCGUAGCCAUCAUGUCGGACUUCUUGUCAGCACUCACCAUCCACAUAUAUUCGUUUUACCUUGCCUCAGCGCGCAUUUUCCACUGGCAGCUGACGAUCCUGCAAUCCCUGUUCCAUCUGUUCCGCGGGAGAAAGCACAAUGUCCUCCGCAACCGUAUAGACUCUUGCGACUACGAUCUCGACCAGCUGCUGGUCGGUACCAUUCUGUUUACCGUACUCUUCUUUUUGCUCCCGACAGUGGUGGUAUUCUACCUGAACUUUGCCAUUGCAAGAAUGGUCAUCAUCUCGUUCAAGGCCUCGUUUGACACGUGCCUCUCGUUCCUGAACCACUUCCCCUUGUUUGCAUUCAUGUUGAGAUGCAAGGACCCUAGACGUUUGCCAGGCGGAAUUCAUUUUGAACUUCGAGAUAGCCAAGAAAACAAUGCUCCUCAAUCGAAUGAUGGAUCCAAAGACCUACCUACGUCGGUCAUCUAUCUCAAGGUACCUGUGUUGGCAGCUGGGCGAGGAGAGAAGGAAACUGACGUGUGCAACCUGCAGUCUAUACCACUCAGCUUCAAAGCCAUGUUUCAUCAGUAUUUCCAGAUGGCGAACCGCAUCCGCAAGCACUACCUCUCACCGAGCGUGCUCCUUUGCCUCCUGACGGGCAAAUAUGUUCCGCCCAUCGACCGGAGGGACCUGUACAGCCUGCAGUACAGUAUGCUACCCGCACGACGGCCUACGGUGGGCGAGAUGUGGCGUGCCAUUAACACAGAGGUGGCGAUGCCGCAGAGGAAGGCAGUGACCUUACUGCCGUAUAUACCGCCGUUACCGAAUGGGGGACGACGCAAUGGGCGGACGCGGGUGAAUCGCUGA